UUUCUGUUUCUUUAACACGUCACUUUAGCGUCAGAACCACAGAAGAAGAAGCCGCGGCAGCAGCCGGAAGUGUGUGCACGGAGCCGAUUAGCUCGCAGGCUAACGUUAUGUGACAUGAGCUUUCUAGGAUAUGAGGUUUCUAAGCUAAACACCCCGCCCUCUCUGUGCAGGUGUGUGACCUGUUGCCGGGGGCGAUGGCUCUGAUUGAAGGAGUAGGGGACGAGGUGACACUGCUGUUCGCCGCUCUGCUGGUCCUCCUGGUGCUGCUGCUCGCCUGGAUCUCAACCCGCACCUCAGAGCCCCCAGAACACCUCUUCACCUCCACCAUAAGCCCCGCCCCCUCACCGGGGAACAGCACCGUCCACGAAGACACUCUCCCUUCCUCCACCAACACCAUCUCUUCCUCCUCGCCCUCCGGUUCUGUGACAGAAGCUCUGCCCACAAACACCUCCAUCCAGGGGGAGAAGGGGGCGGGGACGCAUGAGAGCGGGGAGGCGGGAGGAGGAGAUGAUGUUGCCGGGAACAGAGAUGGUGGAGGAGAAGAAGAGUCUUCAUCCUCUCAGAGGAACAUGGUGAUCAGACUGAAGUUUCUGAACGACACCGAGAGAACAGCUCAGGUCAAACCACAGGACACCAUCGGCUACAUCAAACGGACCUACUUUGCAGGACAGGAGCAGCAGGUCCGAUUGAUCUACCAGGGUCAGUUGCUGCAGGACGACGCUCAGACGCUGGCUUCUCUGAACCUGGUUCACAACUGUGUCCUCCACUGUCACAUUUCACCGCACGCCGGCCGGGGGGCCGCGGGGGGGCCGCGGCCCGUGGACCAGGUGCAGGUGGCUCUGAACGUGGGCAGCCUGAUGGUGCCCCUGCUGGUCCUCAUGCUGUCGGUGCUGUGGUACUGUCAGAUCCAGUACAGGCAGUUCUUCACCGCCCCGGCCACCGCCUCGCUGGUCGGAGUCACCAUCUUCCUCAGCCUAGUGGCCUUCGGAGUGUACCGCCGCUAGCUGCUUUCUGAUUGGCUGCCGCCUCGGCCCGUGAGGUCACCUCAGAGCCAGCUGAGACUUAAAACAGACAUUGAUAGUUGAUCUUUUUUUCCCUGUUGCCAUGGAGAUGCAGAGUGCUAUGAGGACUUUGAUUUGAGUUGGUGUGUUUUUUAGAUCAUAUUUCUCUGUAGGCUUCUCAUCAUCGUGCCUCUUUUACUUCCUGGUUUGUCUGGUCCGGAAGGUUUUGGACCGACACCAGACUGUAGACCGGACCCAUCUGUCUGCUGGAUGAACGUCUUUUGUGUCAAUUACAGGUUUUGAAGAGAAAAGUUCUAUUAAAUCAUUUAUUUAUCUUG
Gasterosteus aculeatus aculeatus (three-spined stickleback) is the source of this 1339-nucleotide messenger RNA. RefSeq names its product transmembrane and ubiquitin-like domain containing 1 (gene tmub1). Lineage: Eukaryota; Metazoa; Chordata; Actinopteri; Perciformes; Gasterosteidae. Gene Ontology annotation, molecular function: protein binding. Gene Ontology annotation, biological process: ERAD pathway. The record is from RefSeq and is a predicted model, not a curated record.